GCGACGAUCAGCGACAAAUACGAUCCGAAAGCUCUGAAGUGCUGCUGUGUUCUGUUUCAAGCAUUGUUUGAUUGUAUCUUGUAUCUGUUUAUAUCAGUAUAUUAAGUAAUUAAGUUGUUUUGCUGAUUAUUCUUGGUUUGUUGUCAGUAUCGUUUGGGAAUCUGCAGUCCUCUGCCGUUUUCUUCGUUCAUACCGAUCGUCUAGCUUCAACCGGGCCACGUACUCACAUCCAGCCGCCUCUCUCCUGUCCUUCUCGCACCUCCGUCCGCCGGUCGUGAAGAUGUCUGGCAGAUUCGGCAGGCCGUCGCCGUGUAAGACCCCGUUCACCCUGGUCUCGGCGAGAACUCCUUACGCGCCUUGUCCGCACUUCGGCUCCAGAGACUCAGUCACAUCCAUGAUGAACGGCGUCGAACUAGACGGUCUGACGAGCAACGGCGGCGUGCACGCCGCCUCUGGGGCCGACUCGAAGCCGGUCUCUGGCGGCUCGCCGGGUCAGCAGCAGUGCCACACAGAGGAGUCCAAGACGAACCUCAUCGUCAACUACCUGCCGCAGACCAUGUCACAGGAGGAGAUCCGCAGUCUCUUCAGCAGCGUCGGCGACGUCGAGAGCUGCAAACUCAUCCGCGAUAAGGUCACAGGUCAGAGUCUCGGCUACGGCUUUGUCAACUACCACAAGAUCGAGGACGCCGAGAAGGCCAUCAACACACUGAACGGACUGCGGCUACAGAACAAAACAAUCAAGGUAUCGUACGCACGGCCCAGCUCGGAGGCUAUCAAGGGCGCCAACCUGUACGUCAGCGGCCUGCCCAAGUCGAUGACCCAGCAGGACCUGGAGUGCAUGUUCGCCCCCUACGGCAGCAUCAUCACCUCGCGCAUUCUCUGUGACAACAUGACUGGCCUCUCCAAGGGCGUCGGCUUUAUCCGGUUUGACCAGCGCGUCGAGGCCGAGCGGGCCAUCAACAAGCUGAACGGCACAGUGCCCGAGGGCAGCACCGAGCCAAUCACCGUCAAGUUCGCCAACAACCCGAGCAACAACGCCAAGGGUCUGCCGCCGCUGGCGGCGUACCUGCCGCUGGCGCGCCGGAUGGCCGGGCCGAUCCACCAUCCGGCCGGCCGAUUCAGGUACAACAUCCCCGUGACGGGCUCCAGCGCACCACCCGCCGCAAUCAUAGAUCCCGUCGUGGCCCCACUGUCCUGCUGGAAGCUGGGUCCCAAAGCCGACAUUCCUGGCAAAGUUCUGCCCAUGGCUGUAUCGAAGGGCGUUUUUAGGUACUCGCCGAUGGCCGGCGACCUGCUGGCCAACUCGCUGCUGCCCGGCACAGCCAUGACCGGCUCCGGCUGGUGUCUGUUCGUCUACAACCUGGCGCCCGAGACCGAGGAGAGCAUCCUCUGGCAGCUGUUCGGGCCGUUCGGCGCCGUCCAGAACGUCAAGGUCAUCCGCGACCUGCAGACCAACAAGUGCAAGGGCUUCGGGUUCGUCACCAUGUCCAGCUACGAGGACGCCCUGGUGGCCAUCCAGAGCCUGAACGGCUAUGCGCUCGGCAACCGCGUGCUGCAGGUGUCGUUCAAGAGCAACAACAAGCACAAGUCGUAAGAGGCGAGCUUCAGCACGGGCUGGGCACGGCGACACGCGCGUUCCGGCAGCUAGACAGCGAGGGAACACGGGAGGGUGCUGAAAGACAGAGAGACUGGAGAGAUAGAGAGCGAUAGGGGGACGAGGCGGGAGCGCCAGACGAAACGGCGAUGCUAGUCAUGACCGAACCACACCCACACACACACAUACAUGCAGGCGCGCAUGGUGGCAACGUAUCGGCGCCGGGCGCGCCCAGAGUUUGAUAUAUUUCUAAUAGUCAUGAAAAUGAUCUCACAGUGUCGCGGGGUUGUGGUGCCGACUGGGCGGCGCCGGGACGGCCGGCGACGACGGCACGAUAGGCAGCGAGAGAGAGAUAGGGAACCCUAGGCGCGCGGCGCGAGAGGCGGAGGCGGCGCAAUACCACGUCUAGUCAUGUCUCACUCAGUGUGGCGGCGGGGGCCGACCGGCCGCCCGCCGCCGCCCCCGCCCCCGCCCGACUGUUGCCUAUUUAUUUAUGGUAUUUAUUGCGGGAGAAAUCGCGCCCCGGCGCGUACAUAUUUACAGAGUCUAGACCAGUGUUUCCAGCAGCUUGGUUUCGUUGCGUUUCACAGUUUCAGUUGGUGUGCGCGGAGGCCCGCCGUCUGCAUUGGUUCUUCAUUUUGUCUUUAGUUCGUCACUUCUAGAGGUUAGUUUGAGUUUAUUAGGUAUAGGCUAACUGUGCUUUUUGGAUUUCUAGGCCGUGUAGCCUUCUAACACUAAUUUUCUUGGUUUUGAAAGCCAACAUGAAUAUUAUUUUUGUUCAUUCGUUCAUUUGUUUGAAGUAGUGUUUCUCUGUUAGUAAUGCUGAUGAAAUAAAAGUUACUUUGGCUUUUUA
Molecule: messenger RNA, 2447 nt
Organism: Amphibalanus amphitrite
Lineage: Eukaryota; Metazoa; Arthropoda; Thecostraca; Balanomorpha; Balanidae
Product: ELAV-like protein 1
Exons: 9
Coding region: 281-1594 (437 amino acids)
Cellular component (GO): ribonucleoprotein complex
Molecular function (GO): RNA binding
Source: RefSeq, a predicted model, not a curated record